UGCCGGGAGCUUGGUGCGCAAUGGCGACACCCAGCCUUCGAGGACGCCUGGCGCGGCUAGGAAACCCCAGAAAGCCUAUACUGAAGCCUAGCAAGCCUCUCAUCCUAGCUAACCGUGUCGGGGAACGGCGCCGGGAGAGGGGCGAAGCGACCUGUAUCACGGAGAUGUCGGUGAUGAUGGCUUGCUGGAAGCGGAAUGAAUUUCGCGACGAAGCGUGCGGAAAAGAAAUCCAGGACUUCUUCGAUUGUGCUUCGAAGGCUGAGGCAGCCCGAAAGAUGAGAUCAGUCCAGGGAGAGUAUGGGAAUUUACCCCCUAAGAAAGUGAAUAUGUUGUUACAGAGGUUUCCUAACAAACCACACAUCAGCUGAAAAUGGGGAAGCAUUUUCAGUGACUGGACUGUAGCUUCUGAAAACUAUGCAGAGGCAUUUUAGAGACAUUCGCAAUGCUGUGUUCUAUUUGAAGGGUAAAAGGAGGCAAAACACUUUUUUCAUGCUUUGGAAUUAUUGUCUGGGAGGAAGUUAUGCUUUAUCUUGAAAUAAACUCCUCUGAAGAGAACUUGGCCUUUUGUUGUGGAUUAGCAACUCCCUCCAUACUUGAAUCCUGUAUCCUUCCCUAAACUCUGGAAGUUCUUUGCUCCUUGGUAUGCCUCAGGAGCAGGACAAAAACCAUCAUUUUAUCCUGCAUCUGAAGUCCUUUACAACAUUUAGCGCCCUUGCCUUUGGAUGCACUAAGGAUGCCUAUAGAUUAUCACAUGUUUUUUUGUUGGGUUUUUUUUUUGCCAUCAUCUGUGAGUAUUUAGUGACUACCUAUGUUGUGCAUAGCUCCUGCAAACUAGUGAUCCAAAAGUACUGCAGAUGUAUUUUAUUUGGCUCACAUAGUUAAAAAUUUGUUUUUAUAUUAGCUGACCACAUUGAAAACCAGGAAAAAUGUCAUUUCAUUUUAUUUUAAUUUAAUUUAAUUUAUUUUUAGAGAGAAGGGAAGGGAGGGAGCAAGAAGGAGGGGAAAGGGAGGGAGAAAGAGGGAGAGAAACAUCAGUGUGUGUGAUUGCCUCUCACGCACCCCGUACUGGGGACCUGACCCACAACCCAGGCAUGUGCCCUGACUGAGAAUCGAACCCGCAGCCCCUUGGUUCACAGGCCAGCACUCAAUCCACUGAGCCACACCAGCCAGGGCUCAUUUAUUUUUUUAAAAUAUUUUAUUUAUUUAUUUUCAGAGAGAGGGGAAGGGAGGGAGAAAGGAAGAGAAACAUCGGUGUGCAAGAGAUAACAUCGACUGGUUGCCUGUUGCACACACGCCCCCAACGGGGAACCUUACCUGCGACCCAGGCAUGUGCCCUGACCAGGAAUCGAACUGCUUAGCUUCCAAUUCGCAGGCUGGCACUCAAUCCACUGAGCCACCCACACCAGCCAAGGCAGGAAAAUGUCAUUUAAAAAAAAUCCACUUUUUAGCUUUUCUUUAAAAACAAGGAAAAGGUCUGGCAAUCCUACUUUCUCAUUACCACAUGACAAUAAUCAAAUACAGCUGAUUAUUGUUCCUCUCCAUUUUCAUGGGCCUGUCCAUUGGACUCCCCAAAAUAGUGCAACUGAGCCUUAAUUGGCAGUUACCUUCUUUGUGUGUCACCUCUCUACCUCUCUCAUCCACUCAGAUGCUGAAGGCAUUUAUUUUUGUGACCCCCCCACCCAUGUUAGAAACAACUGUAUAGCAUUUUAUAAAUCCUCUGUCUUUUCAGCUAUAACUGAUUUAACGUUUGCACCUUCCAGCAUUAUUUGGACAAGGAGAUAAGUGGGGUUUUUAAAGCUCCAGCGGGAUAAUUAAGAUAAAGGGUCUUGCCUCCCUGAUCCUCCACAAGCCCCUCUACCUAUAGUCCUCAUACUCCAUGGAUAGAGCACUGAGCAAUUGUCUGGUUCUGCAAGUUGAGGCUUUUAGCUAUAGGAAGAAGUUAAGUGGUUAAGCCUCUAAACUUUGGCCUAGACUUAGGAGUCCUUAACAUAGAGUCAAUAGACGCCCCAGCAAGAGAUCUGUGAACAUGGGUGGGAAAACACACUUAUCUUUAACCACAACUGAUUUAGCAUUUUGGUUAGGACUGUGAAAUAAACCACAGUGUCAUUAAAAAUACCUAUAUGAAAUCACGGUAUUUUCAUAUCCUAUUACAGUUUGUUACAGGUACUUCAGUAUCAUUUAUAUUCAUCACUGGCUUCAAAAUUAUUGUAACUAUUAUUGUAGCUAUUACUGCUGGAUCUUAUGUAAUGCUUAAAUAAAUAUUACUAUGUUACAAAUUUAUUAAAUUUUGAUAAUUGUGUUUCAACAUAA
Messenger RNA from Pteronotus mesoamericanus, 2310 nucleotides. It is a transcript of the gene CHCHD1, whose product is annotated as coiled-coil-helix-coiled-coil-helix domain containing 1. The record is from RefSeq and is a predicted model, not a curated record. The transcript is spliced from 3 exons. The coding region runs from base 21 to 368 and encodes 115 amino acids. Gene Ontology annotation, molecular function: RNA binding. Gene Ontology annotation, biological process: mitochondrial translation. Lineage: Eukaryota; Metazoa; Chordata; Mammalia; Chiroptera; Mormoopidae. Gene Ontology annotation, cellular component: nucleoplasm; mitochondrial ribosome; mitochondrion.